AUGGAAGGACGAUCCUGGAUUUCUCGCAAUUUCUACGUAUACUUCUUCGUGGUCUUCCUCCACUACUUCUUCUACCAUAAUAUAUCCGACAGUGCAAAACUUGGCCUCCUCCUCCUCCAACUUUCUCUGAAUGAACACCCCAUAGUUUUCCCCUUCCUCGGGAAACUCCAGGCCGAAAAGAAGGGAACAUGCCACAAGAUCGCAGCUGAUACCUGGCAAAAGAUAAAAGCCUUCUUCGGACUCGACGCGACGCCUCUACCCGGCACAGCCAAGGGAAAUGCUAGGCCAGAAGAAGUCGAGCUGAGUGCGCUGCCGAGCGAACCCCCUCGUUCUCAGCAGAGAGCACCUAACUCUGCGAACCCGACAUCGCCACCCCGACCCCGACCAGCUACUAGGCGCGACAAAAAUGGGAAUCAAGCUUUCUCGCAGCCAUCACGGGGCCCCUCUGGAUCCCAUCAGAAGGGACCUGCGCCUAAGGGUCCCUACGACAAUGGCUUCCUGUCUGCGCCUAGAGACGACAUUGUAGCAGUGGUGAAUGUAUAG
Molecule: messenger RNA, 543 nt
Organism: Daldinia vernicosa
Lineage: Eukaryota; Fungi; Ascomycota; Sordariomycetes; Xylariales; Hypoxylaceae
Exons: 2
Coding region: 1-543 (180 amino acids)
Source: RefSeq, a predicted model, not a curated record